Messenger RNA from Micropterus dolomieu (smallmouth bass), 533 nucleotides. RefSeq lists its product as uncharacterized. The transcript has 4 exons. The record is from RefSeq and is a predicted model, not a curated record. Lineage: Eukaryota; Metazoa; Chordata; Actinopteri; Centrarchiformes; Centrarchidae. The coding region runs from base 61 to 495 and encodes 144 amino acids.
UCUGUCCUGACUGUCUCAGUGUGCUGCGACUGGAAGACAAAGACCAGAUUACAACCCAACAUGUGGUCCAUCAGGAUGCUGGUCUCUGCUCUGGCUCUGACUCUGCUGGCUGUCUCUGUGGGGUCCUGGUCUGAUGGCAAUCUGUCAGGCGCCGAGCUGACGAGGCUCUACAACUCUCCAGUUUAUUUAGCUGAGAGGAUGAAACGACCACUGGGAUCCAACUCUUUUCAAAUUGGACCAAUCAGCCACUCUGGAGUCAGAGUGACGCUGCGCGACGGCUCUAAGUGGCUCAUCCAUAAAGGACAAAACUACGGCAUCUCCUCUCAGACGGUGGUGACCAAGGCUAACCAAAUGAGCUCAGACUGGAGGGUUGUUAGAACGGGGAAUUUCCAGGGGAGGAAGACUGUCGGUGACUUUGUGGCGACCGGCGGCUCCAACUACGAUUUCCUCUUCGAUAACUGUCACUGGGCAUCGAUUCGAAUGAUGAACCAGUAAACAUAAACAUGCAGUUUGCUUCCUCUCUGCUGAACAGA